CUGACCGGUCUCGAGGCGCGCCGGUGUCGCGCGCUGCUGGUGGGCAGUGCGCCGUCACGAGCUGAAGGUGUCAUGAAACGAAGAAAACUCACUCGCGGAGGGGAAGAUCGCUGUUUAUAGCAGCGCGCAUGGGAACACAGGAGAAACUGGAUUAGCUUGCUCGAUUACAAUGGCCAAAAACACAUCUCUUUAUUUUCGUAUUGUCGAGGGCAGGAACCUCCCGGCCAAAGACGUCUCCGGAACCAGUGAUCCAUACUGCAUUGUAAAAGUUGACAAUGAAGUUGUGGCCAGGACCGCCACAGUGUGGAAGAACCUUAAUCCUUUCUGGGGGGAAGAGUACACUUUGCAUCUCCCGAUGGGGUUUCAUUCACUCUUGUUUCUUGUUAUGGAUGAGGACACAAUUGGGCACGAUGAUGUUAUUGGAAAGAUUACGCUGAACAAAGAAGCCAUUGGAUCUCAAGUUAAAGGGCUAGAUUGCUGGCUAAAUCUCACAAAGGUUGACCCUGAUGAAGAAGUCCAAGGAGAGAUCCAUCUGAGCCUGGAGCUACUUAAAGAUACAGAGAAGAUCAAUCUGCGGUGUCAAGUAAUUGAAGCCAGAGACUUGGCUCCAAGAGACAUUUCUGGAACCUCUGAUCCCUUUGCAAGAGUUAUUUUCAACAACCACAGUGCAGAGACCUCGAUCAUCAAGAAGACCCGUUUUCCUCACUGGGGUGAGACCUUAGAGCUGGAGUUGGAUCCAGAGGAGCUGUCUGAGGAGGGAACUGUUACGGUACAGGUCUGGGACUGGGACAUGGUGGGCAAGAAUGACUUUCUGGGAAAGGUGGAAGUCCCCUUUGCUUGUUUGCAUAAGACACCUCAGUUAGAGGGAUGGUUUCGUUUGCUACCCUUGGGAAACAAUGAGGUUGAUGCUGGUGGCAAGCUUGGAGCACUGCGUCUCAAGGUGCGUCUGGUGGAGGAUCAGAUCUUGCCAUCCAUGUACUAUCAGCCACUCAUCGACCUUCUGGUUGAGUCGGUAAUCUCCCCUGCAGAGGUGGAGGAUAGCAGUGCUCUGACCAUGCUGGAGGAGGUGACCACGGUUGAGAGCAGACAGGAUGUGGCAAUGACUCUAGUGAAAAUCUACCUGGGACAAGGACUGGUGGUACCCUUUCUGGAUUACCUUAACACCAGGGAGGUCAACCACACUAGUGAUCCAAACACUUUAUUUCGAUCAAACUCACUUGCCUCCAAAGCCAUGGAACAGUUCAUGAAGGCUGUUGGCAUGCUGUAUCUGCACGAGGUGUUGAAGCCCAUCAUCAACCGCAUUUUUGAUGAGAAAAAGUACAUUGAACUUGACCCAUGUAAGAUCGACCUGAACCGCACAAGAAGGAUUUCAUUUAAGGGUGCAGUGUCAGAGGCUGAGGUGCGGGACAGCAGUGUGGAGAUGCUGCAGAGCUAUUUGACCAGCAUCAUUGAAUCAAUCGUGAGCUCAGUCGAUCAGUGUCCUCCUGUAAUGAGAGUGGCCUUCAAACAGCUGCACAAGAGAGUAGAGGAGCAAUUUACUGAGCCUGAGAAUGAGGAUGUGAAGUACCUGGCCAUCAGUGGAUUCUUCUUCCUGCGUUUUUUUGCUCCUGCAAUCCUUACACCUAAACUGUUUCAGCUGAGAGACCAGCACGCUGACACGCGUACAAGCAGAACUCUGUUACUACUAGCCAAGGCACUACAAAGCGUAGGCAACUUGGGGCUUCAGCUGGGCCACGGAAAAGAACAGUGGAUGGCACCUCUUCAUCCCAUCAUCCUUCGCAGUGUGGCUUCUGUCAAAGACUUCCUGGACAAGUUAAUUGACAUAGAUCAUGACACUGCAUCUGAAGUGCCUCAGAGGGCUGUGUUCACUGCUUCGGUCACAGUCAAAGAGGGGUAUCUCCACAAACACAAAGCAGAAGGACCCCAACUGUUAUCCCGCUUUGCAUUUAAAAAACGCUACUUCUGGUUGACAAGUGAGACGUUGUCUUAUGCCAAGACUCCUGAUUGGCAGGUGCGCUCUUCAGUUGCUAUUCAGUGUGUGUGUGCAGUGGAGAGGGUGGAUGAAAAUGCCUUUCAGCAGCAGAAUGUAAUGCAGGUCAUCACCCAGGACAAUGACGGACAGCUGCACACCAUAUACAUCCAGUGCAAGAAUGUAAAUGAGCUGAACCAGUGGCUUUCUGCAAUCAGAAAAGUCAGCAUCUACAACGAGCGCAUGCUGCCCUCUUUUCACCCGGGGGUUCAUCGCAGUGGCAAGUGGACCUGCUGCCUGCAGGUGGACCGAGCUGUUCCAGGCUGCAGUAGAACCCACUCAGCUGUGACACUUGGCGACUGGAGUGACCCACUGGAUCCUGAUGUAGAGACUCAGACAAUAUACAAGCAGCUUCUGCAGGGCAAAGACAAACUCAGGAAAAAAUAUCUGGAGAUGCCAGAUGGUGAUCAGACAGCAUGCAAUAAGGAAAAGAAGAUGAACUCUGACAUUCAACCAGAUGGUGCUGAAUGCAACGUUCAGCAAAUCAAGCCAUGUCAGAGCAUCGCUGCUCGGCUGCUGGUGGUGAUAGAGGAUCUGGAGAAGGCUCACGCUUCCUUCCAGUGCAGAGAAAAAGAGGACGCCACCAGUGUUAUUAUGAAUCCCUAGAGUGCACAUGUGGACUGGGAGCCAUUAAUGCCUGAAGGGGGGAAGGGCAGCAUCCUGUACCAACACAAGUGAGAAUCAGCUACCCGCUCUCUUGAUUGUCAAGGAGAAAAAGUGGCCACACGGUGCCACUUCUUCAAGCCUUUUAGUACAUUUCCUACAGGCUGUAAAGAGCAGAGGGAAUUCUGCCACUUUAAUCUUUUUGAUUCUCCGAGUGCCACCGACAAGAGUGCCGCAGGAAGAUUAUGAUACUUGACAAAAAGGCGGGGGCACAGGGACUUUGAAGCAUGAUCUGACUUGAUAUUUUUUAUGUAGAUAAUAAGCAAUCUGUUGCAUGGCCUGCAUCCACUUGUUGUGAAAUGUAAAAAAAUAAGCUUUUAUAUUUUGAGAUACUGUACAGGACCUAAGUCACACAUUUUUAUGCAAAAAGCUUGAUGUAGUGUAACCUACAGUACCUGAAUGUAAGGUGUUUUGGUAUUGCUAUUAUUAUCAAUGUUUUGUAUUUUUAUUGAGGCAAUUUAUCACCAUGGCCACAAUGUAGCAGUGACAAUAACAUUACAAGUUAUUCCACCAUGAGUUUAAUAAAUGGUGGUGCACAUGUCACAGUAUAAUGCCGCCUGUACAAUGAGCAAAAUUCUGAUUUCUGUUGUUGCUUCAGUCCCUUUACACAAAAACACAUGCUUUUGUUUGGUGCUAUGGCCAGUCAACUUAAAUGUUGUGAUGUAAUUCACUUUUUUAUAAUAAUGUCAUUCCUAAGAUGGGUAAUAUUUACCUGGCUAUAAUAUAAUGUCCACACACACACAAAUCUCAGUUUAUUUGAAAAAGAGGGGAAUUAACAAUUAUGAGAUACUCCUAUUUGCUAAGUUUACAUUUUUAGAGAUUUCGGUGCCACUACAUUUGGCUCAUGUGUUUGAGAUGCCAAAUUUGCUUUUAGGAAUUUAAAGAAAUUGAAUUUAAUUUAAAUUGAAAAUUUGUUUGAUCAUUCUGAAUAGAAAAAGUAGUUUUUCAGAGUCUGUUCCUUAAACAGUGUUCAGUUUAAUAAAAACAGAUCUGAGAUCAGUGAGAUGACCUCAGCACGCCGUCCAGCUUUAUUCUGAGCAUUCUUCGCACCUUAGGUGCACCACUACCAAACACAUGCCAGACAUUACAAUCAUCAUCCUUUACUGAGGUGGUCAUUACAAGUGUGUUGCUGUUUGCAGCUUUCCAAAUUUUGUUUUAUUAAUUUGCCACUCGAGUCAUAACUAGAGUAAGCAUUAGUGGAACAUUGUGUUCCCUGAAUAAGUGCUCUUGUUAUGAAAAGAAAAAAGAACUGCCUGUACUUUAUUUUGCAAAUUCAUCAUAAUGGUUUGUUCCAAGUAGGUUGUUACUGUGAACACAAUUAUAUUAUUCAAUAAA
Messenger RNA from Archocentrus centrarchus (flier cichlid), 4027 nucleotides. It is a transcript of the gene rasal1a, whose product is annotated as RAS protein activator like 1. NCBI's taxonomy places the organism in Eukaryota, Metazoa, Chordata, Actinopteri, Cichliformes, Cichlidae. The transcript has 21 exons. The coding region runs from base 170 to 2635 and encodes 821 amino acids. The record is from RefSeq and is a predicted model, not a curated record. Gene Ontology annotation, biological process: intracellular signal transduction; cellular response to calcium ion; regulation of GTPase activity. Gene Ontology annotation, molecular function: GTPase activator activity.